Lampris incognitus (smalleye Pacific opah) is the source of this 2785-nucleotide messenger RNA. Its product is annotated as heat shock cognate 71 kDa protein-like. The record is from RefSeq and is a predicted model, not a curated record. Gene Ontology annotation, biological process: cellular response to unfolded protein; protein refolding; vesicle-mediated transport. Gene Ontology annotation, cellular component: nucleus; plasma membrane; cytosol. Lineage: Eukaryota; Metazoa; Chordata; Actinopteri; Lampriformes; Lampridae. The coding region runs from base 8 to 1972 and encodes 654 amino acids. Gene Ontology annotation, molecular function: heat shock protein binding; misfolded protein binding; ATP-dependent protein folding chaperone. The transcript has 8 exons.
AGAGAUCAUGUCCAAAGGAACUGCAGUCGGCAUUGAUCUUGGGACCACCUACUCCUGUGUGGGUGUGUUCCAGCAUGGUAAAGUUGAAAUCAUUGCCAAUGACCAGGGCAACAGGACCACCCCCAGCUAUGUGGCCUUCACUGAUUCUGAGAGGCUCAUCGGAGAUGCAGCCAAAAAUCAAGUUGCCAUGAACCCCACCAACACAGUCUUUGAUGCAAAGCGCUUGAUUGGCAGACGGUUUGAGGACCCAGUAGUGCAAUCUGAUAUGAAGCACUGGCCAUUCAAUGUUAUCAGCGACAGUGGGCGGCCCAAAGUUGAAGUUGAGUAUAAGGGUGAGACAAAAAGCUUCUACCCUGAAGAGAUCUCCUCUAUGGUUCUGGUGAAGAUGAAGGAGAUUGCUGAAGCCUACCUUGGAAAGUCCGUGUCCAAUGCUGUGAUCACAGUCCCUGCAUACUUCAAUGACUCUCAGCGUCAAGCAACCAAAGAUGCUGGAACCAUCUCUGGUUUAAAUGUAUUGCGAAUUAUUAAUGAACCCACUGCUGCAGCUAUUGCUUAUGGUCUGGACAAGAAGGUUGGGUCUGAGAGGAAUGUUCUCAUCUUUGAUCUUGGUGGUGGUACCUUCGAUGUGUCCAUCUUGACCAUUGAAGACGGUAUCUUUGAGGUCAAGUCCACUGCUGGAGAUACUCAUCUUGGAGGAGAAGAUUUUGACAACCGCAUGGUCAAUCAUUUCAUCGCCGAGUUCAAACGCAAGUACAAGAAGGACAUCAGUGACAACAAGAGAGCUGUCCGUCGUCUGCGCACCGCUUGUGAGAGGGCAAAGCGCACCCUGUCUUCCAGCACCCAGGCCAGCAUUGAGAUCGACUCCCUGUAUGAGGGUGUUGACUUCUAUACCUCCAUCACAAGGGCCCGCUUUGAGGAGCUCAAUGCUGACCUCUUCCGUGGCACCUUGGACCCAGUAGAAAAGUCCCUCCGUGAUGCCAAGAUGGAUAAAGGGCAGGUCCAUGACAUUGUUUUGGUUGGUGGCUCCACCCGUAUCCCCAAGAUCCAGAAGCUGCUGCAAGACUUCUUCAAUGGCAAGGAGCUGAACAAAAGCAUCAACCCUGAUGAGGCUGUGGCCUAUGGAGCUGCUGUCCAGGCUGCCAUCCUGUCUGGUGACAAAUCUGAGAAUGUCCAGGACCUGCUUCUUCUGGACGUCACCCCUCUGUCCCUGGGUAUCGAGACAGCUGGAGGUGUCAUGACGGUGCUGAUCAAACGUAACACCACCAUCCCUACCAAGCAGACCCAGACCUUCACCACCUAUUCAGACAACCAACCUGGCGUGCUCAUCCAAGUUUAUGAGGGCGAGCGUGCCAUGACAAAGGACAACAACCUGCUGGGCAAGUUUGAGCUGACAGGAAUCCCUCCUGCUCCUCGUGGUGUUCCUCAGAUUGAGGUCACUUUUGAUAUUGAUGCUAAUGGCAUCCUCAAUGUCUCUGCUGUUGACAAGAGCACUGGCAAGGAGAAUAAGAUCACAAUCACCAAUGACAAAGGUCGUCUCAGCAAGGAAGAUAUUGAGCGCAUGGUUCAGGAGGCCGAGAAAUACAAGGCUGAGGAUGAUGUACAACGUGACAAGGUGUCCUCCAAAAACUCUCUAGAGUCCUACGCUUUUAACAUGAAGUCUACAGUGGAGGAUGAGAAGCUUGCUGGCAAGAUUACUGAAGAAGACAAGCAGAAGAUUUUGGACAAAUGUAAUGAGAUCAUUAGCUGGCUGGACAAAAAUCAGACUGCAGAGAAGGACGAGUAUGAGCAUCAACAGCAAGAGCUGGAGAAGGUGUGCAACCCAAUUAUCACCAAGCUGUAUCAGAGUGCUGGUGGCAUGCCAGGUGGGAUGCCAGGUGGGAUGCCAGGUGGGAUGCCAGGGGGCUUCCCUGGAGCUGGUGGUGCCCCCACCGGCGGCGGAUCCUCCGGACCAACUAUUGAGGAGGUCGAUUAAAUGCAAUAUCGGCAGCCCCCUCCCCUUCAUAAUAAAUCAUAAAGCAUGAAAAACCUUAUAGGGACCCAAUUAUUAAACCGAGGCUGGUCAUUGGCUUGUAAUGGGACAGGUGAAAGCUGCUAUGUGAAUAUUUUGAGCUGUUGAAGGAAACAUUACCUGUGCACUUGGAUGUUUGAGUCCCAAUGAAUAAAUUAUUAAAUUAUUGCUAUAUCAUAAGACUUGACAUAUUUAUUGUUUUCAUAAUCUAAAGAUGAUCUAAUUUUUUUUCUUGUUGUAUUUUAUACCUUUAAUGGAUAGUGACAGUGGCAGUAGACAGGAAAUGGGGGAGACAUUGGGGGUUAUGGUUUGUAACAAAGGUCGCCAGCUGGAUUCGAACUGGUGAGACAUUGUGACCAUGUGAUAUGCGAUGUAAUCAUUUGGCUAUGGGCCCCAAUCUAAUGAUGUCCAUCCAUCCAUCCAUCCAUUAUCCAAACCGCAUAUCCUGCUCUCAGGGAGGCUGGAGCCUAUCCCAGCAGUCACUGGGCGGCAGGUGGGGAGACACUCUGGACAGACCACCAGGCCAUCACAGGGCCGAGACACACACACACACAUUCAUAACUAGGGACAAUUUAGUACGGCCGAUUCACCUGACCUACAUGUCUUUGGACUGUGGGAGGAAACCCAUGCAGACCGGAGAGAACAUGAAAACUCCACACACAGGACAACCCGGAAGGCCCCCCAAGGUUGGACUACCCCGGGGCUUGAACCCAGGAUCUUCUUGCUGUGAGGCGACCGUGCCAACCACUGCACCACCGUGCCGCCCAUCUAAUGAAG